Kalmanozyma brasiliensis GHG001 is the source of this 813-nucleotide messenger RNA. Its product is annotated as Eukaryotic phosphomannomutase. The record is from RefSeq and is a predicted model, not a curated record. Bases 1 to 813 code for a protein of 270 amino acids. Gene Ontology annotation, cellular component: cytosol. The transcript has 3 exons. Gene Ontology annotation, molecular function: phosphomannomutase activity. Gene Ontology annotation, biological process: GDP-mannose biosynthetic process; mannose metabolic process; protein N-linked glycosylation. NCBI's taxonomy places the organism in Eukaryota, Fungi, Basidiomycota, Ustilaginomycetes, Ustilaginales.
AUGGUCAACCAAUACAGCGACCGCGCACACCCGCGCACUCUCUGCCUGUUUGACGUCGACGGCACGCUCUCGCUCGCGCGCCAGACCAUCACGCCCGAAUUCCACGCGUUGCUCGCCAAGCUGCGCACCCAGUGCGUCAUCGGCGUCGUGGGAGGAAGCGAUCUCAAAAAGGUCCGUGAACAACUCCAGAUCGGGUCCAAGGACUUCACGAGCGAAUUCGACUACGUCUUCGCCGAAAACGGACUCACCGCGUUUAAGGAUGGAACGCAGCUCGACAGUCAGAGUUUUAUCGGCUGGUUGGGCGAGGAGAAGUACAAGAAGCUCGCCAGGUUUUGCUUGCGGUACAUCAGCGAAUUGGAACUGCCUGUCAUGCGUGGAACGUUUAUCGAGUUUAGGAACGGAAUGAUCAACGUCUCGCCCAUUGGCAGGAACGCUUCCAUCGACGAGCGCAUCGCCUUCGAGCAGUACGACAAGACGCACAACAUCCGCAGCACCUUCGUCUCGGCCCUCAAAGCCCAGUUCCCGGACUACGGCCUCACCUACUCGAUCGGCGGUCAGAUCUCGUUCGACGUCUUCCCGUGUGGUUGGGACAAGACGUAUGCGCUUCGCAACGUCUGCCUUCCCGGCUUCAGCGUCGAAGCCAGCAAGACGGCCAGCGACCUCGGCUGGGAUGCGAUUCACUUUUUCGGUGACAAGACCUACAAGGGCGGCAACGACAAUGAGAUCUUUGAGGAUCCUAGGACCGAGGGUCAUACGGUGACCAACCCGCAGGAUACCAUGGCGCAGCUGAAGGCGUUGUUCGACCUGGCUUGA